Messenger RNA from Daphnia carinata, 5116 nucleotides. RefSeq lists its product as uncharacterized. Gene Ontology annotation, biological process: protein targeting; protein import. Bases 35 to 5116 code for a protein of 1693 amino acids. NCBI's taxonomy places the organism in Eukaryota, Metazoa, Arthropoda, Branchiopoda, Diplostraca, Daphniidae. The record is from RefSeq and is a predicted model, not a curated record. The transcript has a single exon. Gene Ontology annotation, molecular function: ABC-type protein transporter activity; ATP binding. Gene Ontology annotation, cellular component: membrane.
UUAUGCAACAAUUAUACCACCAUCUGAGAAGCAGAUGGAUAUAACUGAUAUAGGCGGAUAUCACCCAUUGGUCACACCAACGAAGAAAAAUGGCGUCAUUCGUCAUAGCCUCAACCGUCAUUUUUCAAAGGUAAAUGAAUGGAAGCAAAUGAAAGAAUCGCUUUGGAAAUUUUUUUUGUCCAGUACUGCGUUGGAAGACAACGAAUCGCAAAAUGUCGACGAAUUGAUGGAGGAAAUUCAAAAUAAUGAGGCACAAUUCAGUGAUUUAGUCUACGAGCAACUCAAUCAAGAGAAGAUAGGGUGCACUAAGCCAGCGCCUGUCAUCAAGUGCAUCUCAGCCGGUGAUUCAAGCGUAUCUCAGGAAGCAUUUAGCAAACAUCGAACACUUAGCAAAGCCAAUAAGGAUAACCGACAAAUGCUUGAAAGUUUCCUGAACGACAAUUCAAAUCGAUGCAUUCCAGACACCUGGAAACAGAUGUCAGACGAAAUGAAAUCAAAAUCCCGAAAAAAAAUUGAAAGCCGCGAAGAUCGAAUAAUAUUCAUCUUGAGUUACAUCAAUUAUCAAAGGAAAGAAGGAGAAAAAGAAAAUAUAAGAAAGAAAUGGAAAAAAAAAAUUAAAGUCGAUGCAAUCAAAGAAGAUGAUCUCAAAUCGUUGGCCGUGUUUUUGUACGACUUUGAGUGCGCCGUGCAGCAACUUCGUAAACCGAUAGACAAUAACUUCCGCCUUCGCAACACCCAGAUUCUGGCCAUACUGAUGUUGUUCCCUAAUUCUAUGGUAAAUGUUGAGAGAAGAUUAGCUCAGGUAUUUACCGGCGAGGGCAAGUCGUUCAUUGUGGCUGCAGUGGCAAUUGCUCUUGUUCACGGUUAUUACUACGGCGGUAAGAUAUCGAACCAACGAAUCGACGUCAUUACCAGUAACGAUUUAUUAGCACUUCGAGAUUCAAAUCUUUCGGUAGCUGAAGGAGGAUUGAAGGAUCUCUAUGAAUAUUUCAGCGUACCAGUGGCAAACAACUGUAGUGAAUCGGAAGAUGAACGCAAAGCAAGUUAUACUGCUAACGUAGUGUACGGACAGUUAGCCCAUUUCCAGCGUGAUUAUUUAUUGACAAAAUUCUACAGCCGUAAUAUUUAUUACAGCAAACAAUUGUUAUUCGCCAUUAUUGACGAGGUGGAUUGUCUAUUGCUUGACCAAGGAAACAACACCCUCUAUUUGUCGCACGAGAUUCCUGGCAUGGAAACUUUGGAAUCUUUGUACGUUUUUAUUUGGGAAAAAGUGCGCAACCCAUCUGUUAACAAAAAAAAAUCGAAAGAACAGGUGAAGAAAUUAAUUAAAUCUGAUGUCUUGUUCGAUUUGUACGGUGUUACAACUAAAGAAGAUCUGAAGUAUGUCCACGCGCCAUUGGACGAAUCGGAAAAAGAUGCACUAUGGAAUCAUCUAAUUAAGAAAGAAGUGAUUAACUUACAAGGACAUCUACUCAUAACUGACGCCAGCCAAAUUACAAACGAGAAGGUUAAUUGCAUCCCAAUUCAAAUCCAAGGGAAGGAUUUAAACGCGAAAUUGGUUUUCUAUUUCCGCAAAGUAGCUAAUCGCCAGCGUCGUAUCCGAAUACCUUCUCAUCUACUUACCUUUGUUGAUCGAAACCUUGACACUUGGUUGAAUAGCGCCUUUCAGGCUUUGGAUCUAAGACGUGACGAGCACUACGUCAUUGAUCAAGACCGCACAGACAGUAGCCCGGAUCUCAAUCCGCAAGUGAUUAUAAUCGAUCCCGACACUGGAACUGAUCAAACUUUAUCGCAAUGGGACGGAGCCCUUCAUCAGUUUCUUCAGCUUAAGGAAGGGUGUAAAUUGACGCUGCAAAGUCUCAAAGCGGUUUACAUCUCAAAUGCCGUAUAUUUGUUAAAAUACUAUGGGGUAUUGGGUGUAUCAGGGACGCUAGGGUCCGAACAAGAACAGAUUUUUCUACAGGAUACAUUUAAGUGUCAGUUAUGCCCCAUUCCUAGGGCUUUCCCUAAGCUAUUUCAGAAAAAAGAUCCCCAAAUCCUGUCAACAGAAGUAGAAUGGCUAAAUGCCAUUGUCAUGGAGACCAAGACUAUUAUCGAGGCAGGACGUUCGAUCAUCCUUUUUUGCAAGUCCAUCAAAGUUGCCAAUGUCGUUCAUCAACGUAUAGAGAGUUCCAAUCCUGGGCUAAGUGUAAACCAUCGUCUCCAUCGGUACACACGCGAUUACGAGAAAUUCGCAUUUGAAAGCAGUGAGCUGAACAUUGGGCAUGUUAUCGUAGCUACCAACUUGGCCGGGCGAGGAACCGAUGUGAAAAUCAGCCAACAACUGUGCGACAAUGGAGGAUUGCAUGUGUGCCUAACUUUUUUUCCUGAAAGUGAACGAAUCGAGGAACAAGUGAUGGGCCGGGCAGCUCGCAAUGGGGCACCCGGAAGUGGAAUUCUCGUUAUAUGUAAACCAAUUUCACACGAACAGAAGACGCCUGACAAAAACGAUACCCAAGAUUGGGCAACAAUUUCCGCCAUGGAGGAAACACGCGAUGAUCAAGAGAAACAACGCAUUGCUCGGUUGGAAAAAGAUUUUGAAGCCACAAGAGAUCAAGUGAAAUUAUUCGAUAUUUUCUCAAAAUAUUAUACUACCCUAAGGAAACAACUAUGUGAGGAAAAAUACAGUGAUCAGGAAGUACGUGCCAUCUGUGGAAGUGUAUUGGAUCAAUGGGCUUUGUGGCUGGACGAAAUGGAUGAUUCCCCAUUCGACGUGAAAAAAUACUUGUACUCAACGAAAUUGAUUCCAAAAUUAAAAAUUCCUGAGCACAACUUUCCUUGUAACAGUCAAGCUGAUUGGAUGACACCAGCUCGUUUAGUUGUCGUUGCCAAACAUUUGGCCACUGGUAACAAGAAAUCGAAGCUUUCGACUGCAGCCAAUAUUUUGGAACACCUCAUCCAAUCAAAAGACAACCAAUUUUAUCCCGCUGCCUACUACUACCGCGCAUUCAUUUUUCUAAAGGAAGAUUUUGGAACAAAUAAAGAUGAAUUCAUCAAAAUAUUGCGUACAUGUGAAAAUGUAUUAAGUGAGCAAAUCAAUAUGCAAAUAUCGAAUUUUUCGGUCGUCCGUGCGACAGAAAGGAAAACUAAUCGGCCUGAUUCGUUUUGUGCUGUUGAUGGCUAUACGCAGCAAAAAGAUAACAUUGUUAACCUGUUUCAAUAUUUCCUUGGCUCAGUUCGAUCCUUGUUGGGAACCGAUUGCUCCAUUGAAGACUUUGAAGCAGCAGGACGUCUGCCCGAAAAAGUUAAGAAUCUUUUGGAAAAAAAUCUCAAUAACUUUGAAAAGUGGAUUGAACGGGAAAUUCAUAAAAGCUCGAAAUUUUUCCAGAAAAAAGACGAUAAAAAUGAGGAACUGAAGAAUUUUACUAUUCCGAUCGAAAAGGUGGCAGAAUAUUUCGAUCUGUUAUUGGAUGGCGAGUCCAUGUGCAUUGGCCAUCAGCUGAACAAUGCCAGCACCGUACCGAGAUGGAACUCUUCCGUCGAGCAAAUUGAAGAAUCCAAUUGGAAAACGGCCAUUGUUCGGGUAGCAAACGCUUACGGUGUCUGCGCGUCGACCUUAGAAAAAGCUAUCAAGCAGGCGGUGAAAAAGGAACUAAGUAAAGAGAACAUUGAAAAAGAAUUUGAAAACCAGUUAAAAAGAAAGUUUGAAGAAGAGAAUUUGAUUCCCUGUACGAGAGAAUCGUUCUGGGCGGAGCUGAUUAAAAGCGGAGCAUUGUUCGAUAAUGAAAAUUUCGUCGCCGUGGAAAACAGCAUCGUCGACAGGUUCAAUCUAGAUCGCGACGAGGCCAAAGAAUUAGAUUCAAUAGCCAAGGAAUACAUCCUGUAUGAUCCUAUUGAGUACAACAAACCUGGAGAAGAAAAGAGAAUCAUUUUUUCGCAGAAUUACGUCGAAGACAAGCUUUAUGGCAACCGAGAGUACAACCGUAGCGGAGAUAAAUUUAGAUUCAACAAGAUGGCCAAAAUUGAUGUUGCGAAACUCAAAUCAGUCAACUUGAAGCUGUUUGGCCAGUUAAAAGACGACGAUUUACGUAAGGCCGAUAUUAGUCAAGCGGAACGCAAAGCAAUUAUGGGCGAACUGCAAAAUCAAAAUAUUAUCGACGACGCUGGCAAUCUCUCACCUAAUUACGAUGGUCAAAGUUUUAAAUAUCCAAACUGUCCUGCGUACGAAGACACUGUGAUGCGUCUAGUGGCGACCAAGUUGCGUGCCGAAAUAGUUAGACGACAUUGGCUGAAGAGUGAAGACAAUGCGAAUCGUCUCGAAGUAAUCAACUUGUUGCCUUUGACACCUUAUCGAGAUAUGCUGGAUGACUUGAUUGCUGCCUAUGUCAUUUCUGGGGUCCGACUAAAGGAAAUGGACGAACGUGUCCUCGAAAGAAAAGUGCAUGAAAUCACCAAUAACGACCAUGAACGUCAAUGUAUUUUGGAUUUUUUGAAAAGCCGACAAGCAAUUUACGAAGCUACGUGGUUAGUAAAACAAGACACCGCGCUUGACUUCAUCGACAGUGAUAUCCGCAAGGUAAAAGCCAACACUGUCGAACGCGAGUUGGAUCUUUUUCGUUUGAUGGGAUUUGAUCAUGUAAUGUACAUGAAGGAUCACCAAACAUCUAGAAAACAGAUGGUCUUGACAUCCCUAUUUGUACCAUUCAUUAUCAUUGGCGGAGCUGUUUCAAUUAGUGCUGGGGCUGUCUUAACCAUCUUCAGUAAAAUUUUGCCGUUCAAUGUCGCAAAAGAUUUGCUUUUGAUGGGCGGUCUCUCUGACAUUAUCUACGUAUUGUCGUGCUCGUUAUCCAAGCACCAAAUCGGCAUAUCUGGUUAUGUUCAUCAGAGAAUUCAAAGUGCAACAGGAAAAAUGAAUUUCGUAGAAGAGGGGAAGUCUCUCUGGAAGCUAUUAAAAUCAAACAAAUCUGAUAGCCAAAGCUACAGACCUGCUGUCCGAUUCCACAUGGACGGCUUUCACCAAGGGCGAGUACGAGACAAACUUGGCGAAACGGAACAGUACAAGAUUGUCAACGCGUUAUUUGAGCUUAAAAAUAUGCCGAUGAAAACUUGUGAAGAAGCUGACGAUCUAAUCCAAUAG